AAGCUCUCCAAAGACCAGACUUUGAGGGUCAGGGUCUGUCAGAAGCAGCACGCUGGAACUCCAAGGAGAACCUGUUAGCGGGACCCAGUGAGAAUGACCCCAACCUGUUUGUUGCGCUCUAUGAUUUUGUGGCAAGCGGUGACAACACACUAAGCAUUACUAAAGGAGAGAAGUUGCGCGUUCUGGGUUACAACCACAAUGGUGAGUGGUGUGAGGCGCAAACCAAGAAUGGACAGGGAUGGGUGCCGUCCAACUACAUCACUCCAGUCAACAGCCUGGAGAAGCACAGCUGGUACCACGGGCCCGUGUCGCGCAACGCCGCAGAGUACCUGCUCAGCUCCGGCAUCAACGGAAGCUUCCUGGUCCGAGAGAGCGAGAGCAGCCCAGGACAGAGGUCCAUUUCUCUGCGUUAUGAGGGGAGAGUGUACCAUUACAGGAUUAACACAGCAUCAGAUGGCAAGUUGUAUGUCUCAUCAGAGAGCCGUUUCACCACGUUGGCGGAACUCGUGCACCAUCACUCCACCGUGCAGGACGGCCUCAUCACCACGCUACACUACCCAGCGACCAAACGCAACAAGCCGACCAUCUAUGGAGUUUCCCCCAAUUACGACAAGUGGGAGAUGGAGCGCACUGACAUCACUAUGAAGCAUAAACUGGGAGGGGGCCAGUAUGGGGAGGUGUACGAAGGAGUCUGGAAAAAAUACAACCUCACUGUGGCUGUCAAGACACUUAAGGAAGACACAAUGGAGGUGGAGGAAUUUCUCAAAGAGGCUGCUGUUAUGAAAGAGAUUAAACACCCCAACUUAGUACAACUGUUGGGUGUUUGCACACGGGAGCCGCCAUUCUACAUCAUCACAGAGUUUAUGACCCACGGUAACCUGCUGGACUACCUGAGGGAGUGCAACAGAGAGGACGUCAAUGCCGUGGUGCUGCUGUACAUGGCCACACAAAUCUCUUCCGCCAUGGAGUACCUGGAGAAAAAAAACUUUAUACACAGGGACUUGGCUGCUCGUAACUGUCUGGUUGGGGAGAACCACCUGGUGAAGGUUGCAGACUUUGGCCUUAGCCGGCUAAUGACUGGAGAUACGUACACGGCUCACGCUGGUGCCAAGUUCCCCAUUAAAUGGACCGCUCCAGAGAGUCUGGCCUACAACACAUUCUCUAUCAAGUCUGAUGUCUGGGCAUUUGGUGUACUGUUGUGGGAAAUUGCCACCUAUGGCAUGUCUCCUUAUCCUGGUAUCGACCUGUCCCAAGUCUAUGAGCUUCUGCAAAGAGACUACCGCAUGGAACGACCCGAAGGCUGUCCAGAGAAGGUCUAUGAGCUAAUGACAGCUUGUUGGAGGUGGAGCCCUGGAGAACGCCCAACGUUCGCUGAAACACAUCAGGCCUUUGAGACCAUGUUUCAGGAAUCCAGUAUCUCUGAUGAAGUUGAAAAGGAGCUGGGAAAGAAGGGGAAAAAGACAACACUAGGCCCGAUUCAACAGGCUCCAGAGCUGCCCACCAAGACCAGACUUCCUCGCAGAAACAUGGAAAACCGAGACAGAGACAGUCCAGACCUAGUCGACCCCGAGGUGGCUGUGUCCUCUCCAAUGCUUCCUAGGAAAGAACGCCCCCUGCUGGACAACAACCUAAAUGAAGAUGACCGCUUGCUGCCCAGAGACAAGGACAAGGACAAGACACGUGGCAGCGGUUUCCUCAGCCUCAUCAAGAAAAAGAAGAAGAGCGCACCAGAUCCACCCAAACGCAGCUCCUCUUUCCGAGACGAGGGUCACUCUGACAGGAGGGUUGUGACUCCUGAUCCUCGAGACAGUGACGGUUUCAACAAUGGUGCACCUUUGUCUCUAAAUGAGACCUCGAAGUUUUUGAGAACUACCAAUAAUGGGGCAGGCAGUAUUACCAGUGGGAGUCCUAACUACCCUGGACCUUUGUUCCCCCGAAAGAAGGGAGCUCCUGCCGUACCUGGUCCAGGAGGUAAGGCCACAACACCACCUGGUGAAGAGGAACCUAUUUCCAACUCAAGCCGUUUCCUCUGGUCCUCUAACAUCACUAAUGGCAGAGAUAGCACAGAGUGGAAAUCUGUCACGCUGCCAAGAGAUCCAGGCCAUCGUCACUUUGAUUCAAGCACCUUGGUAGGAAAACCAGCUCUGCCUCGAAAAAGGACCAAUGAGCAGAAAGGAGAGAACGCCCCUCGAAAAGGCACCCUGACUCCCCCACCACGCCUGAACACAUCGCAGGAUGCCUCCUCUUCCUUUUUGGGAAAAGACGGAGAUCCCAGUCCUGGUUCCAGUCCAAAAGCACUGACACCCAAGGUGGUGAAGAGACCGGGUGUGCCGGGGCCUGAGAACUCCAAGACCAGUGCUCUCCAUGCAGAGCUUCUCAAGUCCAACGUGUUUCCUGCUUUGGGAGCAGCUGGAGACGAGUGUAAGGCCCGCAGAAACAAGUACACGACAGACCCCUCAUCUGUCAGAGAAAAGGGGAAAUUACAGAAACCCAAACCAGCCCCACCUCCACCGCCAACUGGUCCCAAGACAAGUAAGAUGUCUCGUAGCCCCACUCAAGAACUCCCCUCUCCCGCUUCUUCCCCUUCAUCCUCUCCGUCUGAAAUCAAAAUCAAGUGCCUUCCUUCUAUUUCAGAUUCUCACCACACGACAGCUGCUAGUGACCAAGCCCGCUCACCAGUCAGUGAGGGAUCCAAAAAGCUGCCCCUGAGCUCCUCCUCUAAACCUCAGCCACUAAAAUCCCCCACCUCAUCCACUUCAGCGACCACUUUUCCUUCUGCCCAGAGCCAGGGGGGCUCGUCCGUAACCUCCCCCACUGAUCAGAGCUCAACUGCAUUCACCCCUUUAGUUAGAACCCGAAUCUCUCUCCGCAAGACCACACCCCGCCAAGCCUCUGAACGCACCCCGAACUCAGCCGUGACACGCGAGAUGCUGCUGGACGGAGCUGAGCUGCUCCGCACCGCCAUCGCUCGUGUCUCCGAGCAAACGGGCAGCCACAGCGCCGUGCUGGAGGCCGGUAAAAACCUGUCCAAGUACUGCGUGAGCUUCGUUGACUCCAUUCAGCAGAUGAACAAGUUUGCCUUCCGAGAGGCAAUCAACAAGCUCGAGAGCGGCUUGCGCGAACUUCAGAUCUGUCCCACCGCCACAGGGGGCUCCAGUGCGCAGCAGGACUUCAGUAAGCUGCUGUCCUCCGUCAAAGAGAUCAGUGACAUCGUUCAGAGGUAGCGCAAUAAAAAGGACCAUAAUGGACUUUAUAUGACAUUACCCCUUCAGAGCUGUGGCCUGUGAAGGGUGAGGUGAGAUCGAGAGCAGCACUGUAGGUUCACUCUACAGUCCUCUGACUUCAUUAAUCCUGUGGUUACAAUGAAUGGAAUCAAAGGAACCUUUACAUGGAUGUUGUUAGACAGCCAUAACUAUGAAUGCACAUCGUUUAUUUAGGGCCUUUGAUGAGGCUAGGGGCCAAAUCUUUAUCAUGACUUUUCACCAAAUGUCUUUGAAAUUAUGUCUGUUUUUGGCUUUAUUUUUUCUGUCUUCAUCAGCUUUAUCAUAAGAAAAAGGCCUGUUUCUAUGUGUCCUUAUUGUGCUGCGACAAUUGGCAACAAAUUACUUGUUUUGGUCCACAAUGCCUUACAAAGAUUCGUCACUUGUAUUUUCCAUUUUCACCUUCAAAAAGUUCAGGAAAACAGAGUGGGAUGUUUUUGUCCAACACACAUCCUAUUCUGUUUUUAUCAGGGUUGUGUUUUUUGAGAGAUGAAAUUUUGCCAGUGUUUUUGUAUUGAUCCUGUUUUCAGUGUUGGCAACCAUAUGCCAAAAACAGAACGAUGGGAGCAAAUUGAGAUGCUGACUUCAGCCUUUCUCUACCUUUCUCCCUUUUCUGCAACACUUGAGUAACAAAUAGUGCCUUAGACACUACCAGCAGGGCUUUUUCAGUUUCAGCACUCACAAAGUGCAGAUAUAUUACUCUGGCUAGGUUGUAUUGUGUGCUUGAAAGUGGCUUUUUAAAAUUGGAUUUGUUUGCAAAAGAAAAAAAGUGUGUGUAUGAUCUGCAACUCAAUGGACCUUCUUUUUAUGUAUGUAAACACAACUUUCUCUGUGCCAGUCAACAGAGCCAAUACUAACAUGCUACAAGGAGUACCAAGCUGACUUGUUUUCAUGACAGGCUUUUAUUCCUCUGAGGUCUAAAAGCUGUUGCUUUCACCCCAGAAAGAAAAAUAGAUCCUGGGGGAAACACUGGACUGAAAUUCUUACUUGCUGUCUCAAUUUAAAAAAAUUAUAUAUAUAAAAAAUAAAUUGUAUAUCCAAUAGGGUGACCAUUACAGACACAUGGAAUUCCACUGUAAGAUUUUUGUUCUCGUCUAUAACUCUUGGACAUUUUCUGUAUUUGUGCUGUAGUUGUCUCAUCCUUUAUGCCCUGCCUGACUGCGAAGACUGAGGACAAAAAAAAAUCACAGCUAACAGCCUUGAUUUUUAAUGGUACUGUCAUUGUUGACUUUAAGUAUUCCUAUCUCUAAAACAUACCACUAUUCUAUUUUUAUCUCAAUCACCAGUUUUUGCAAACAAACUUUGCCCUCAUUUUGUAAGUUUUUUUUUCUUUCCUUUCUAACCUGGGUGCAAUUUUAGUUGCAAUAAAAUACAAAGCAGUUGUGCUACUUGAAAUACAA
This is a messenger RNA of Austrofundulus limnaeus, 4660 nucleotides long. It is a transcript of the gene abl1, whose product is annotated as c-abl oncogene 1, non-receptor tyrosine kinase. The record is from RefSeq and is a predicted model, not a curated record. Gene Ontology annotation, biological process: protein phosphorylation. Gene Ontology annotation, molecular function: protein binding; ATP binding; non-membrane spanning protein tyrosine kinase activity. Lineage: Eukaryota; Metazoa; Chordata; Actinopteri; Cyprinodontiformes; Rivulidae.